GCCCAUCGAGAGUCCAUGACGUGCAGUAGGGCGGGCGGGCAAACGCGCUAUAAAACGCGGCCCGGCUCAUUCAUUCCCAUUGCCGUGCUGGAGUCCUGCGCGUACACGAGGAAGCUCCGUUGCCGGGGACUUCGGAAGACUCUACGGGAAGCCUCUGGACGAUCCCAUUUAGGAGUUUUUGGAAGCAACGCAGUCGCCAUUACUAAAAUCAUGAAAAUGUCUCCGCCCGAGAUUUCGAAUAUUCUGAAGGAGGGGGAGCUGGAGAAGAGAAGCGACAAUCUCCUCCAGUUCUGGAAGAGAAAGACGUGCGUGCUCACGACGGACAGCUUGAACAUCUACGCCGACAACCAGAAAAAGACCAAAAGCAAGGAGCUUAAACUCCAGUCUAUUAAGAAGGUGGACUGUGUGGAGCGCACCGGCAAAUUCGUCUACUUCACGAUCGUCACCACGGACAAUAAGGAGAUCGACUUCCGCUGCUCGAGCGAGGACCACUGUUGGAACGCCGUCAUUACAAUGGCUCUGAUCGACUUCCAGAACAGGAAAGCCAUUCAGGACUUUAAGACGCGGCAAGACACGGAGGACACGACCCUGGGACAGCAAGAUAUGCGCAUGGCCAGAGCGCCUUGAGGACUUGAGCUCGGCAGCAUAGCACGAUAUAUGUAGAGAAAUGGACCCAGAAGAAAGCUUGGACCAAAAGAGGGGACGUUUCAGCCUGUGUCAGAGGGGCGACUGGAGGGAGGCGAAAUCCUCACGCUGUUCCCUGGAGCUGUUUUGGAAACACAGAAAUAAUUUUAGCAGGCAAAACAGACACUCAAGACUGAACCCUUGAACUUUCAAAGUGCUUUGAUAUGAGGGACACUUUUCAGUGUAAAUUUGACUAUUUAUUUGUUACAAGGAAUAUUGCAUUAUAUGCAAAGUUGUUUGUCCUAAGUUAUUUACAUGUGCUAUUUUGCUAUGUAUUUAUUUAAAUAAAUUUUCAAAAAGGAGAAAUACA
Electrophorus electricus (electric eel) is the source of this 994-nucleotide messenger RNA. It is a transcript of the gene phlda2, whose product is annotated as pleckstrin homology-like domain, family A, member 2. Gene Ontology annotation, molecular function: phosphatidylinositol phosphate binding. Gene Ontology annotation, biological process: positive regulation of apoptotic process. NCBI's taxonomy places the organism in Eukaryota, Metazoa, Chordata, Actinopteri, Gymnotiformes, Gymnotidae. The record is from RefSeq and is a predicted model, not a curated record.